AUGCCCAACCAAGAAUGCGAAUUUGAAUUGCCUUGGAUCAUUUACCCAAUCAUAUUCUGCGUGUGUCUCUUGGGCGUGCUCUGUUUCAUUCGAAUGCAUAUUCCACUGCCAUUUUUCUUGAGACAUUUCCAGGAUCUAGACAGGUGGCCACUUGACGAAGAAGAAUACCAACAGAUCAACCAGCCUCGUUACAACUCUAUUCAUGGUUACAUGUCCAAGGGAAUGUCACCCCUUCAGUUGGUUUCUAUUCUUCACCGAGGAGUGUAUGCCUAUGAAUUCAAACAAGAGCCCGACUCUGGCCAUGCUGUUAAUAACCGAACUCAACUGAGUUUCUUUAGCGGAGAGAGUUCGCUGCAGACCAAUAUCGGUCUUCCUACCAACCAAGCUGUUUGUUACUGGGAGGCUACACUAACAAAAGUCAGUCCAACAACAUUUGUGUCUGUGGGAAUAGCUACAAAGCCUUAUGCUGGCUGGAGAUCUCCAGUAACAAUUAAUCAGUGUGGAAAUACCGGUCGGUUCGAAACAAACCCUCACUCGUACGUAUAUUCUCCAAUGGGUGGUUCAAUGUAUGGCUCAGAAUUCAUGCAUGGUGACGUGAUUGGAAUUGGGUACAGUGCAAGCCAUGGUAGGGUGUUCUUUACCUUUAAUGGGACCUUGCUUGACGUGGUGUGCGAUGGUAUCCAGUGGGACAUGUUUCCGACCAUCGAUGUCAGGGGUACGGCGGAGAUCAGUGUGAAUCUUGGCCAGUCUGUCUAUAGAUAUCCAAAGGCAAACACACUUCCCUGGGGACUAGCGGGCGCAUCGGCAUCUGUGACUUCGGUAUUUUCGGAGCCUCCACCACCUUAUGGUACUCAGAAAGAGUCAGUACUGCUUGCGUUUGGGCCCAAUUCUCAGCCAAGAGAUGGCUCAGUUAAUAUGGAUUCAUUGAACCAGGUAGUAAUCCAACCAGCCUCUUGA
Molecule: messenger RNA, 957 nt
Organism: Phycomyces blakesleeanus NRRL 1555(-)
Lineage: Eukaryota; Fungi; Mucoromycota; Mucoromycetes; Mucorales; Phycomycetaceae
Exons: 4
Coding region: 1-957 (318 amino acids)
Molecular function (GO): protein binding
Source: RefSeq, a predicted model, not a curated record